GAGAAGAAAGAGACAGUGACAGAGGGAGAAUCUAUCACUCUACACGCUGGUCUUACUGGAACACAGGGAGAUGUUACGAUGAAGUGGUGCUAUGAAACUGAAGACAAUCUCAUUGCUGAAAUUAAAAGAGGGACCAAAAGGACACAGGAGGGUGGUGAUGGGAGAUUCAGGAGCAAACUGAGGCUGGAUGACAAGACUGGAGAUCUCACUAUCAGUAACAUCAGGACCAUUCACUCUGGACUCUUUAAACUCAAGAUCAGCAGCAGAGCCAGAAAAACCAUCUACAAGAGAUUCAUUGUUACCGUCAAUGUGAAGUCAUUGUCAGCGACGGCAGGAGGUUCUGUCACUCUCCAGACUAAUGCUAAAAUACAGAGCGAUGACCUGAUACUGUGGACGCUUGGAGCUGAAAACGUUCUCGUUGUUAAAAAAGAUUCAGGAACAACUACUGUUAAUGAGAGAUUCAGAGGCAGACUUAGGUUGGGCAAGACGACUGCAUCUCUGACCAUCACAAACCUCACAAAUACAGACUCUGGACAUUUUAAACUGCAGAUCAUCAACACUAAAAAGACCACAUUCAGGAGAAUCAACGUGACUGUCACCGGUUCCACAGGAAACCAAGUGAGUGAAUUAGAGACGGCAGUAAUGCUGCUGUCGGACGAUGUGGAUGGAGUGAAUGAGCAGGAAGAGACAUGGUCACUUCAAUGAAAUAAGACAUGCCCACCAGUGCGCCAACACUGUGACAUCAACAUUUGACCUCAACAAAUUUCUGCUUUUAUGAAAGUGAGAAACUUUUACUCUUAACACUCAGGAUGCAUGACACUUUCCCAUGAUCUGUAGUGCUGCAAUUACCAACCACUGGUAUUGGGAAAGUUUUUGAUUCUCCAAAAACAGUGCACAGUUCUUAAAAGAACCUGUUUUUAUUAAUGUGAAGAAUACUUUAUAGGGGUCA
Molecule: messenger RNA, 949 nt
Organism: Sinocyclocheilus rhinocerous
Lineage: Eukaryota; Metazoa; Chordata; Actinopteri; Cypriniformes; Cyprinidae
Exons: 3
Coding region: 79-705 (208 amino acids)
Source: RefSeq, a predicted model, not a curated record